AUGUCUGCAGCCUUCGUCAUGUCUGAAGUCCAGCAGAAUUUCCCACUCCCCACCCCGGACAAGUACCGCGGAGCAGUUGUCGAGGACCUGCAACUGCCGCCGGCGUUCGCACUCCCAUCCACCGAAGCCAUCUCUCGCGCGAUAGAACUGGCGUACGAGCGCGACUUCUCCCAUAUACCAGUUCUAGGCCGCAACCGGAAGCCGUUGGGGUAUGUCGAAGUUGCAGCGCUCAAGGCGAAGUGGGAGGCUGGGAACGCGGAUCCUAGCGACAAGGUCUCACAGUACAUGACGAAAUUCGACCGCUCGCAGGCAAAGUCGUACACCCUCAUUACGCCGUCAACGCCACUCGCGGAUCUCGAGCAGUUCCUGCAACACAACAUCUUCGCACUAGUCACAGAUUGGGACCGCAAAUUUGUCUUUGCCGUAGCAACAUUACAGGAUUUAGAGAACUUUGUCUCUCGUCGUGGUUGUUGA
Molecule: messenger RNA, 474 nt
Organism: Sparassis crispa
Lineage: Eukaryota; Fungi; Basidiomycota; Agaricomycetes; Polyporales; Sparassidaceae
Exons: 6
Coding region: 1-474 (157 amino acids)
Source: RefSeq, a predicted model, not a curated record